AUGGUUUGGACUGGGUACAUCUGCAUUCCCUCUUUCGUCGUGCUUGCUGCUCACAUCGCAGCGGUGCCGGUAAGUCAAGCUCUGCUCUUCGGGUGCUUAGAAAUAUUAAUUCUGGUACACGUUAUCCACUUUCUGCACAUUUAUUUUCUUUCAGAUUUUGAUGAACAGAAGGAUAUUCCAGAAAUCAAUUUAGCUGCAGGGUUGGACCUCUUUCAAGGGGACAUCCUCCUGCCGAACUCCAGAAAUGGUCUGAGAGACCCCAAUACCAGGUGGAAGUUCCCCAUUCCUUACAUUCUGGCGGACAAUCUGGAACUGAAUGCCAAAGGAGCCAUUCUCUAUGCCUUUGAAACGUUCCGCCUCAAGUCCUGUGUGGAUUUCAAGCCCUAUGAAGGAGAGAGCUCAUAUAUCAUCUUUCAGCAGUUUUCUGGGUGCUGGUCUGAGGUCGGUAACCAGCAUGUGGGUCAGAACCUUUCCAUUGGCCUUGGGUGUGACUAUAAGGCCAUCAUCCAACAUGAGAUCCUUCACGCUUUGGGAUUUUAUCACGAGCAGUCCAGGACUGACCGGGAUGAUUAUGUGAAAAUCUGGUGGGAUGAAAUUCUUCCAGGUUACCAGCACAACUUUAAUACCUAUGAUGACAACUUCAUCACAGACCUCAACACGCCCUAUGAUUAUGAGUCUCUGAUGCACUACCAGCCUUUCUCAUUUAACAAGAAUGAAAGUGUCCCUACCAUCACAGCCAAGAUCCCUGAGUUUAACUCCAUCAUUGGGCAGCGCCUGGAUUUCAGUGUCCUCGAUCUGGAGAGGCUGAACCGCAUGUACAAUUGCACCACAACUCAUACCCUUUUGGACCACUGUGCUUUUGAAAAGGCAAACAUCUGCGGCAUGGUGCAGGGCACCAGAGACGACGCUGACUGGGUCCAUGAGGACAGCACUCGGCCCGGACAAGUGGACCACACCUUGGGGGGACAAUGCACAGGUGCCGGCUACUUCAUGCACUUGAACACCAGCUCGGGGGUGGCGGAAGAGGCAGCCUUGCUGGAGUCUCGGAUUCUUUACCCGAAGAGGAAGCAACAGUGUCUCCAGUUUUUCUAUAAGAUGACAGGAAGCCCUUCAGACCGACUCGUCAUCUGGGUCAGGAGGGACGACGGCACCGGCAAUGUUCGCAAGCUGGUCAAGGUGGAGACCUUUCGAGGAGAUUCUAACCAAAGUUGGAAAAUUGCCCAUGUGACCCUCAGAGAAGAGAAGAAGUUUCGCUACCUUUUCCAGGGCACAAAAGGUGACCCCCAGAGCUCGACUGGGGGAAUUUACCUGGAUGACAUCACCCUGACAGAAACGCCAUGCCCCGCAGGCGUUUGGACAGUACAGAACUUCUCCAAGGUCCUUCAGAGCACGGCUGUAGGGGACAUGCUCCAGAGCCCCCGAUUCUACAAUGCAGAGGGAUACGGGUUUGGGUUGACCUUAUACCCUCAUGGAAGAGUAAACUUGGGCUACUUAGGGCUCGCCUUUCACCUGUGCAGCGGGGAGAACGACGCUAUCCUGGAGUGGCCGGUGGAAAACAGGCAGGCGAUAAUAACGAUACUCGACCAGGAAUCCGACGUCAGGAAUAGAAUGUCCUCAAGCAUGGUGUUCACUACCUCCAAGUCCCAGACGUCUCCAGCAAUAAAUGACUCAGUCAUCUGGGACAGACCGUCCGUGGUGGGAACUUAUGAUCAGAACUGUAGUUGUUACAGAAGCAUUGAGAGGGGCUGGAAUGACUUCAUCUCCCACCAAAUGCUGAAAAGGAGGAGUUUCCUUAAAAAUGAUGACCUUAUCAUGUUUGUGGACUUUGAAGACAUCACCCACCUCAACCAGACUGGAGUCACCCCGAGAGACACAAGGCUGACCCCUCCAGGCCUUGUUCUCCAGGAGCAGCGGGCCGCCGACGGCUCAGCACAGGCCCUGUCGGAGAAGGCCCUGCCCAGCCGGCGGAAGCGGUCAGCAGAGAGCGUGGGCCCCAUGGAGGACCACAACUGGCCGCAGUACUUCAGAGACCCGUGUGACCCGAAUCCUUGCCAAAAUGAAGGCAUCUGCGUGAACGUGAAGGGCAUGGCGAGCUGCAGGUGUGUCUCCGAUCACGCCUUCUUCUACACGGGCGAGCGCUGCCAGGCCGUGCAGGUGCAUGGCAGCAUGCUGGGCCUGAUCGUCGGGGGCUCGGCCGGUGUGGUCUUCCUGACCUACACCGUCAUCUCCAUCCUGUCCCAGAAGCUGAGGCAGUGA
Molecule: messenger RNA, 2256 nt
Organism: Molossus molossus (Pallas's mastiff bat)
Lineage: Eukaryota; Metazoa; Chordata; Mammalia; Chiroptera; Molossidae
Gene: MEP1A
Product: meprin A subunit alpha
Biological process (GO): proteolysis
Cellular component (GO): membrane
Molecular function (GO): zinc ion binding; metalloendopeptidase activity; protein binding
Source: RefSeq, a predicted model, not a curated record